Miscanthus lutarioriparius is the source of this 1281-nucleotide messenger RNA. The record is from the annotation of a GenBank genome assembly. NCBI's taxonomy places the organism in Eukaryota, Viridiplantae, Streptophyta, Magnoliopsida, Poales, Poaceae.
AUGGCGUCCACCGUCUCCUUCUCCCCCGCCAACGUUCAGAUGCUCCAGGCUAGGAGUGGACAUGGCCAUGCGGCCUUUGGGAGCUGCUCCGCCGUCCCAAGAGCCGGGCCAAGGCUGCGCUCCACGGCCAUCAGGGUCAGCAGCGAGCAGGAGGCGGCGGCCGCCGUCAGGGCGCCGUCCGGGAGGACCAUCGAGGAGUGCGAGGCUGACGCCGUCGCUGGGAAAUUCCCUGCUCCCCCGCCGCUGGUUAGGCCAAAGGCCCCUGAAGGAACACCGGAGAUCAGGCCCCUUGACAUGGCAAAGCGCCCCCGUCGCAACCGGAAAUCGCCUGCUCUUAGGGCUGCCUUCCAGGAGACGAGCAUCUCGCCUGCCAAUUUUGUGCUCCCAUUGUUUAUCCAUGAAGGAGAAGAAGAUGCUCCUAUUGGAGCUAUGCCAGGGUGCUAUAGGCUUGGGUGGAGGCACGGGCUGCUUGAGGAGGUUUAUAAGGCCCGCGAUGUUGGCGUUAACAGUUUUGUGCUCUUUCCUAAAGUUCCUGAUGCAUUGAAGUCUCCUACAGGAGAUGAAGCGUAUAACGAUAAUGGUCUGGUUCCACGUACAAUCCGCUUGCUCAAAGACAAGUUCCCUGAUAUUGUUAUCUACACGGACGUUGCGUUAGACCCUUAUUCAUCUGAUGGUCAUGAUGGUAUUGUGAGGGAGGAUGGAGUAAUUAUGAAUGAUGAAACAGUUUAUCAGUUGUGCAAGCAGGCUGUUUCACAGGCUCGUGCCGGUGCUGAUGUUGUCAGCCCUAGUGACAUGAUGGAUGGCCGUAUUGGAGCACUUCGCUCUGCUCUGGAUGCUGAGGGUUUCCAUGAUGUCUCCAUUAUGUCCUACACUGCAAAGUAUGCCAGUUCCUUUUAUGGCCCAUUCCGAGAAGCUUUAGAUUCAAACCCAAGAUUUGGAGAUAAGAAGACUUAUCAGAUGAACCCAGCCAACUACAGAGAAGCCCUCAUAGAAACCGCAGCGGAUGAGGCAGAAGGAGCUGACAUUCUGCUAGUGAAACCGGGAUUACCAUACUUGGAUAUCAUCCGACUUCUUCGGGAUAAUUCAGCCCUACCGAUUGCUGCUUACCAGGUCUCCGGCGAGUACUCGAUGAUCAAAGCUGCCGGGGCUCUGGGCAUGGUGGACGAGCAGAAGGUGAUGAUGGAGUCGCUCAUGUGCCUCCGGCGAGCCGGCGCCGACGUCAUCCUGACCUACUUCGCGCGUCACGCCGCCGCGGUGCUGUGCGGCAUGGGGCCCAAAUAG